AUGGGUUCAUACUUUCAUUCAUCUGAUUAUUGUUAUGAUAUUGUAUCACCAAUUUAUUAUAAAGAAAACCGAUCUUCUUCGGGAGUACUUGUAAAUCUCACCAACGAAAACAUCGAAUCUUUGAAGUAUUUCUGUGAUGAAAAACUUCAUGUGGAAGUUGAAGACAAGUACAACGAGCCUGUGGCGUGGAUUGGGAUCUACAUCUCAAUAGCAUCAUUAUUCUGCAUUGUCGCCAUGGCAGCCGAUUUGUGGAAUGGUUUCCGAAAAAGAAAAUAUUGUUUUCCAUGUAAAUAUUUCUCUCUCAAUGCUGUUUCCAUCACAAUGAUAGCUGUAGCAGUGAAACUCCCCAUGGAUUUGAAUAGUCCAAUGGGAGGUUAUGUUGAUCAGUUAGCUAAGCAAGGAAGCUUGAUCUUUAUGUGCGUGAUGAUAGCCAACUUGAUUCCAUCUUUGGCCUCUAUGGACAACAAGGCACUCUUUGCAAAUGUCAUAGGUUUGGCUAUUCUCAUUAUCACCAUGAUUGUUAAUGUUUACAUGCAGAUUAAUACCGGGGUUAUUGAGCAUAAAGUUUUCAGUCUUAGGAUAGGUAAGUACACUUUUAUAAAGCCUCACUUCAUGAACGUAGCAUACAUCUAUGUGGCUAUGUUGCUCUUUUUUCUAGUAAUUUUGAUCUCGUCUGCUAUAAUUGUUCCAACCUCUAAGCAAAUUUUACAACUCAAGUAUCAAGCCACUAUGAAAACAACUUUAAAUGAUCAAUAUCCAAACGAAACAUUUGCUAUUGAGAAGCUACGAGAGCAUAUGAAAAGAUACUGGAUCAUGGCAGAAACGGGUAGCCCACAAUUUGUGAUGGCUAAUAAUCCAUUAUCAUUUGCUUCUGGUGUAAUUUGUGUAAUUGGUCUAGUCAUAUAUAUAAAUCUACUCUCGUCAAUUUUUAUGACACCAAUUCUGUUAAGAUACCAAUCGGAUUAUAAGUGGUCAGUGAUUGCCAUUGUUACCACACAGUCCAUUGGAGUUAUGGUGGGAGUCAUUGCUCCAAUAUUUAGAUGUUCUACAGUCUUGAGCUUCAAAUCUUUUUCUAGGUGGAAUAGGAAUCAUUUGGAUGUCUUUAAAGUAGAGACGUAUUGGAUUAAAGAGUUGUGUGAAUGGAAAGAAAGUCAUAUAACCUUUCUAUCAAAUGGUCGUAGAUCAAGAAGGCUUAUGCGUAUAUUGAAAAACCUCGUUCUAAUCCCUUCCAUCGGAUUUCAGAAGACAGUUGUGGUAAGUUGCAAAAUUAUAGGGCUCAUCCCUGUUCUGGUUCUACUCAUAUUCAUGUGUUGUUCAUAUUAUUUUAUGUCAUUGAAAGAGAUGAUCUUUAGUCCACCCUCAAGCAGCAGUGAUGAUAUAGGCGAAUUUGAAGAACUUAGCAAUUAUGUUUUGUUUUUGGAAGACAAUAUGGAGCUUUCUGAAAGAACAUUUAAACGAAUUUCAAACUCCAUCAAUCACUUGAUUGAAAAGGCUGAGAAAGAACAAGACAACAAUCUUGUUAAGUUUCUUGAAAAAUCUAUUGGCCGAUUUGAGGGAGUAGAGAAAUUCGAUAUUUAUGAAGUUCAACCACUGCUUUCUAUUAAACUUCCUAACAGUUGGAGCUUACCAAUAGUAACCUUAACGUGCAUCGCCAUCGCACUUCCAAAUAUUGGUAAGGAUGCAACUAACAGGUUGAUCAAAUGUGUUGGUGAAGGUCUUUUUUACACCCGUGUUGUUGAGGAAAACUUGAACAAUGGAUGUAAGUAUGUAAACAUUCAAAAGGCAACUAUGACAUUGUGGGAUGAGGUAGAAGACAACCACAAGUGGUUAGGGAAAACUUUGGAAAAAAACGCUUACAAAGGAAAAACAUCAAGAGAGAUUCUUGAAUGGUUUGCUCACAAAGCAGAAGAAAUUGUGAUAGAAGUUAGCAAAAGCACAAAUGGAGAAGAACCGGUGGAAUACCUUCCACGGAAGUUGAUUGUUGCUAAUUCAAUGUACCGAAUUGCACAUUCAAUCAUGCUUACCUACCAAAGUAACAUCUUAGGGAUCACUGAAGAACAGUUGUUUGCUCUAUUAUCUCACAUGAUUGCAGACAUAUUGGUUGCUUGCUUCACCAACAUACCACAAGUCAUAACAAUGAAAUGCCAUGAAAGUGCAAUAGAGAAACGGGAGGCUAGUGUUGAGGCUGCAGCUAAGCUUCUUGGUAGGACUACUAAGAUAAUAAAAAGGCUUGAAAUGCAUCAACUACCAAACAUUGAUCAUGAAAAGAUAGCAUAUAUUGAUGAAUGGCGUUUUCAUUUGCAGUGUAUCCCUUAG
Molecule: messenger RNA, 2316 nt
Organism: Lactuca virosa
Lineage: Eukaryota; Viridiplantae; Streptophyta; Magnoliopsida; Asterales; Asteraceae
Source: the annotation of a GenBank genome assembly